Asparagus officinalis (garden asparagus) is the source of this 2365-nucleotide messenger RNA. RefSeq lists its product as uncharacterized. Gene Ontology annotation, biological process: tRNA processing. Gene Ontology annotation, molecular function: ATP binding; ligase activity, forming carbon-nitrogen bonds. The record is from RefSeq and is a predicted model, not a curated record. Bases 70 to 2049 code for a protein of 659 amino acids. Lineage: Eukaryota; Viridiplantae; Streptophyta; Magnoliopsida; Asparagales; Asparagaceae. The transcript has 11 exons.
AACGAGGGGUUUUCAUCCCCUCACCGAAUCAAAACGCUACCUUGGAAAAAGGUGGGGAAAAAACUGAACAUGCUAACAUCUCUUCGUCCGUCAUGCAAUCUACCCCUCCGCCGCUUCAUCUGCAAGAUCCACCACUCACCAUCUUUCGACCACCCCCAGCUCCCCCUCUACAAGGAAUCCUUCGCCAAGCGAAUGGCCAUGGCUGGGAUCAAGCCCCACCAUCGGAUCGCUUUGGGAGUAUCCGGUGGGCCCGACAGCACGGCGCUCUGCGUGCUGGCGACCGGGUGGAAGUCCGAUUGCUUGGCGAGGAACGAGGGUUCAGGGUACAUCGAUGGGCUACUGGGGAUUGUUGUGGACCAUAGAUUGAGGCCCGAGAGCGGCGACGAGGCUGAUUUGGUGCGAAAUAGGGUUUCGAAAAUGGGGAUUAGAUGUGUGGUUGAAUGCUGUGAUUGGUCGAAGGGUAAACCAAAGUUGGGGCAUUUGCAAGAGGCAGCUCGCGAUAUGAGGUAUCGAAUAUUCCAGCGUGUUUGCAUGGAACAACAGAUAGGAGUCUUGCUUAUUGCACAUCAUGCUGAUGAUCAGGAUGAGCUUUUUAUACUGAGAUUAUCGCGCAACAGUGGAGUCCUUGGGUUGGCAGGCAUGGCGUUUAUCUCACAACUAUUUUCAACAUAUUCACAUUACUCAGAAGGAAACCAAGGAAUUCUCCUUGUGCGACCAAUGCUAGAACUUUCAAAAGAUGAUAUGUACAAAAUCUGUAAAGGGGGAUAUCAAGAAUGGGUGGAGGAUCCUACAAACCAGCGCCCAUUGUUUGCUCGUAAUCGGUUGCGUAUGUCACUAAAGAACAUAUCAUCAAAUGCCUUUAAAUCAGAAAUGCAAAGACUUAUUUCUGCUUGUCGCAUAACACGUUCAUUUAUUGAAAAUGUUUGCCGCAAGAUGAUUGAGCACUGUGUCACCAUUACUGAUGUAAGCUAUUUGUAUUGUUUGUUUCCUUUUGAAUUUCCUUUUUGCUCUUUGAUCUACAUGCUACAGUUUAUCUCUCAAAGGCAGAGGCCAAUUCGUGGUAGUGUUUCACAGUUACUAUUGGACUACGUGCGGAGGCUUCCUUGCAAGACCUCCCUAACUGCAGCUGGUUGUUAUCUCUCUCCAGCUCCUCAGUCGAAGGGCAAAAAGAUCCUGGUUAGUUCUCAUGAUUCACCACAGUCAUCAACAGCGUCAUCAUCUCAUACACAACCAUUUAAUAAACAGCCUCUUUUGCCGGGAGAGAUAGAUCAAAUAAUUUCUCACCUGAAAUCAUGUUCUGAUAAAUAUAUCCCAGAAGCUCAUGAUGUACAUUUCCUGCAUGCAAAAUCUCCUGAGGAUGUUCUUAACGAAGCUAAAAGGCUCAAUCUUAUAAGUGAAUCAACCUUGUCAACCAUGCAAUUGUUACAGAUGGAAGAACGUAACAAAUUUAUUUCCAAGCCAGAAUGUGAAUCCAGUUGUAAAUCUUGGCAUGAAAAAGGAGUUUCUAGUUCUUCAUAUAUAACACUAAGUCAGGGUGAAUCAUGUCAUUUCAUGAGUAGAUUUCUUGUCGCAUAUGAAGUUUGUAGAGGUGCAUUAGAAGAUGGACUUUAUUCAAGCUCGAGCAGUUUGUAUCAGGAGUCAGUAGACAACCAGGAUCAUCUUUGUCAGUUUUGCAUGAGUGGUCAAAUGAACUCAAUUACAAUACGCCACAUGGUUAAUGCUGAUUGGUUGUAUCUUGCUAAAGUUUCGAAUAGACAGUCAAGGCUAGAUUUUCAAGAUAAUACAAAUGCUCCAGUAAUGAAUUUCGAGCAGAUUUUGUCAAGGGAAGUCCAGUGUUCAGCUCACAUGCGAGUUUCAGCAAAGAAAGCUCUUCAGACUUUGAAGUCCAUUCCAGUUUCUGCUAGGAGAGCAUUGCCCGUUGUCGUUAAUUCUUGUGAUUUACUGCUAAGCAUACCGAGCAUUGGCUUUAGCUUCUGCCCUUAUCUGCAUGUGACUGCUGCAUUUAAGCCAAGGGUACCACUUGGUGGAGGUUACAGUUCAUACCUUUGAGACAAAUUUCUAGCUUCAGUCGAAAUUGUAAACAGUAGUUCUUAGAGGAGGCUGCAAGUCAAACUCAUAUAUAGACUGUGGAGGUUUGAGAUGAACAUUCCCGAGGACUUUCGAUAUCUUGGAUGUGAUCAGCUGCCAAAUGAUAACCUUGUGGAAUAUAUGAUUUAUUUGUCUUCAAUGAUGUGAUUACAGACAAGUACAUGUAAAAUAUAUGCGGUUUUAUUGGCAAUAUGCUGUUGAAAUAUAUGUGAUCUAUUUAUCUGUUGUUAUUUUCAAUUUCAAAUUUGUUAAACUUUGUCAAAAAUCGUCAGUAUAA